AUGGGUUAUCAUAAUAUUAAUGACCCUGAUGAACAAGUGAAGAAAGACACAUGUAAAUAUAUUUUUUCUUUAGAAGAGAAUAACAAAUUGUUAAAAUAUAAAAACAUUGUUAAGGAGAAAAAAGAAUUAGAAAAAAUAGUAUAUCAAAAAAUAAAAAUAUAUACAAGUGAAAAAUAUAUAUAUGUAUUUUAUAUGAUAUACAAUUAUUCAUUUCAAAGAGGUGAAAUAUGGAAAGUAAAUAAUAUUAAAAUGAAGAAUUUUAAUACAAAAAAUUCUGAUCAUAUAUAUGAUAACCAAAUUAGUAAUAUACAUAUAAAAUGUCCUUAUAAAAAAAAAAAAAAAAGUUAUUAUUAUAUAUAUUGUAGUUCAAAAAAAUAUUCUCUUCCAAGAAUAUAUAAUGUCUUUUCAGGUUUACUAUGCUGUCAGAAAAAGGAAGAAAAUCAUAUACAUGUCAAAAAAAAUAUAUACGAUUAUAUCAAUAUUGUAUAUCUUAAAGAUAUUAUAAAUCAUAAAGUUCUUACGAAUCACCAAAAUAUUAACGUUUUACUUUUUGAUGAAGAUCACAGUGAUAUAUUUAAAAGAGAUUUCGAAAUUAUUAGUAAGCAUGAUAAAAAAAAAUAUAUCCAUCAGAUAGAUUAUCAUGAAUCAAUAAAACCAGAAUAUAUAAACAUGAAUAAAUUACCAAUAAAUUAUGACAUGCAAAAUAAAAUGUUAAUAAAAAAUGUAACAGGAGAAAUCACAUUAAACGAACAUAAGAAAAAAAUAUAUAACCAUUCUCAUUAUCGUUUUUCAAAUGCAUGUAACAUGAAAUAUUCUAAAUAUAAUGAUCAUGAUGAAGAUAAUAAAUAUAGAUAUGAUAUGUAUAAAAAUAAAAUAAAUAAAUUUCAAUCAAGCGAACCUUUUUUUAAUAGAACAAAUAAUUACAAUGUAACAACAAUGUCAGAAAAAGCAUACCAAGACACAUUUCAAAAAAAUCAAGAACAUAACAAAAAUUUUUUUAUGAAUAAUAAUUGGAAUAAAAUAUAUAAUAAUAAUAAUAAUAAUGAAGAGGGAGAUGAUGUAGAAUCUAUUCAUAUAAAUAAUAAUCUGUUAAAUAAUAUACCAUAUAAUAUCAAUAAAGAAAAGAUUAAUAUCUCAUUAGAUAUUAAAAAAAAUAAUGAUUUACAAGAAAAUGCAUUAGUAAGAAACCAAAAUUAUCUUCCAAAGAUGUUUCAAUAUGAAAUUGAUGAAAACGAAAGAUAUUUAACAUUCCAAACAUCAAGAAGUAUAUCACCUGAACAGGUAGAAGGUCAUCAAAAUGAAAUAAUAAAUAAACACAUACAUUCUAGUAUAGAUAAAAAGAAUAUGGAAGAAGAGAAUUCAUCAACAAAUACAGACAAUAACAUAAAGAAAAAUAUCUCCGAUGAUGAUGAUGAUAAGCAUGAAAAAAAGAAAAAGAAAAAAAAAAAAGAAAAAAAAAAAAAAAAAAAAAGCAUUGCAAGGAAACAAAAAUGGAAAAAUAAUAAAAUUUUGGAAGGUAAUAUGAAUAAUGAAAUGGAUCAACAAAUAAAUGAACAAAUAAAUGAACAAAUAAAUGAACAAAUAAAUGAACAAAUAAAUGAACAAAUAAAUGAACAAAUAAAUGAACAAAUAAAUGAACAAAUAGAUUAUCGGACCAAUUUCUUUAUGCCAGAUCAUAUGAAAUUUUUUAUGAUGCCUGAAAUAAAUGUUACAAAAGAAAAAGAUGAUGAUCCAAAUAAUAAAUCAUGUGAAGAAAAUAACUCUUCUACACAUAUAACAAAUCUUAAAAAGUCAGUUAUAAAAAACACCAAAAAAAACCGAAAUGGACAAGUAUUUUAUCAUAAACAUAUAUAUGAGAAAAAUAAAGGAUUGGUAUAUAAUUUAAAAAAUGAAAACAUAAAAGAAACUGUCAUAUUACACAAAAAAGAAAAAAAAAAAAUUGAUUCAGAUAAUGCAUCUACAAUUCUAAUAAAACAUAAUAAAGGUACAUGUAAUCCAUGUGCUAAUUAUUUUUUUCAUUUUUCAGGAUGUUUUAAAGGAAACCAAUGUACCAAAUGUCAUCAUGAUUAUCAUAAAAAUCAUGAAGAUCCUUUACAUCCUUCUAAAUUAUUACAUAAAAAAAAUAUAUGUGUUCCUUGUGAAAACUAUUUUAAAAAACAAUGUAAGAUGUCAAUUCCUGUCUGUAUAUAUUGUCAUGAUGAUUCUCAUAAAAUAGAAUAUACAGAAAUAAUAAAAAAAAAUGUACAUACACAAGAUAAAAAACAACUUCUUCAUGUAAAUCCAUCUUUAUAUAUAAAUCAAGAAGAACACAUACAACAUAUCUGCCACCCAUGUGAACAUUAUUUUACAAACAAUAAAACGUGUUUAAAUAAAUAUAACUGUUAUAAGUGUCAUCAUAAAGAUCAUGCAGAUAUUCAAUCAUUUUAUCAUCCUUCAAAUUUUUUACAUUACAUUAAAAAAUGUUCUCCAUGCAAGGAUUAUAAAGAAGGCUUAUGUAAGAAAAUUUCUUAUCAGUGUAUCUAUUGCCACAAUCAUGAUCACUUAAACGAAGGUAUGGAGGAAAGACAAACAUUAAAGGAGGAGGAAAAAUUGAAAGAGGAACAGAUAUUAAAGGAAGAAGCAAGAAUAAAAGAAGAGGAAAGAUUAAGAGAGAAGAAGAGAUUAAAGGAGGAAAGAUUAAGAGAAAAGAAGAGAUUAAAGCAAGAAAAGAGAAUUAAAAAGGAAGAAGCAAGAAUAAAAGAAGAGGAAAGGUUAAAGGAGGAGGAAAGAUUAAAGGAGGAGGAAAGAUUAAAGGAGGAGGAAAGAUUAAAGGAGGAAAGAUUAAAGGAGGAAAGAUUAAGAGAAAAGAAGAGAUUAAAGCAAGAGAAGAGAAUUAAAAAGGAACACAGAUUAAAGGAAGAAGCAAGAAUAAAAGAAGAGGAAAGAUUAAGAGAGAAGAAGAGAUUAAAGGAGGAAAGAUUAAGAGAGAAGAAGAGAUUAAAGGAAGAGAAGAGAAUUAAAAAGGAAAACAGAUUAAAAGAAGAAGCAAGAAUAAAAGAAGAAGAGAGAUUAAAGGAAGAAGCAAGAUUAAAAGAAGAAGCAAGAAUAAAGGAAGAAGCACGAAUAAAAGAAGAAGCAAGAAUAAAAGAAGAAGCAAGAUUAAAAGAAGAAGAAAGAUUAAAAGAAGAAGAAAGAUUAAAAGAAGAACAGAGAUUAAAAGAAGAGGAAAUUUUAAGAGAAGAGCAGAAAUUAAAGGAAUUGGAAAGAUUAAAAGAAGAAGAGAGAUUAAAGGAGGUGUUAAGAUUAAAAGAAGAAGAGAGAUUAAAGGAGGUGUUAAGAUUAAAAGAAGAAGAGAGAUUAAAAGAGGUGUUAAGAUUAAAAGAAGAGGAGAGAUUAAAGGAGGUGGAAAGAUUAAAAGAAGAGGAGAGAUUAAAGGAGAUGGAAAGAAUAAAAAAAGUGGAGAGAUUAAAGGAGGUGGAAAGAAUAAAAGAAGUGGAAAGAAUAAAAGAAGUGGAAAGAAUAAAAGAAGUGGAAAGAAUAAAAGAAGUGGAAAGAAUAAAAGAAGAGGAGAGAUUAAAGGAGGUGGAAAGAAUAAAAGAAGAGGAGAGAUUAAAGGAGGUGGAAAGAAUAAAAGAAGUGGAGAGAUUAAAGGAGGUGGAAAGACUAAAGGAAGAGGAAAGAAUCAAAGAAGAGGAAAGAAUCAAAGGAGAGGAAAGAAUCAAAGAAGAGCAAAGGUUAAAAGAAGAAGAGAGAUUAAAAGAAGAAAAGAGAUUAAAGGAAGAAGCAAGAAUAAAAGAAGAGAAAAUUUUAAGAGAAGAGCAGAAAUUAAAGGAAGAGCAUAGAUUAAGAGAAGAGAACAGAAUCAAAGAAGAGGAAAGAUUAAAGGAGGAAAAAAGGUUAAAAGAAGAAGAAAAAGAAAGAUAUAUAGAAACAGAAAGACUAAGAGAAAAAGAAAGAUAUAUAGAAAGCGAAAGACGACGAGAAAAAGAAAGAUAUAUAGAAAGCGAAAGACGACGAGAAAAAGAAAGAUAUAUAGAAAGAGAAAGACGAAGAGAAAAAGAAAGAUAUAUAGAAAGAGAAAGACGAAGAGAAAAAGAAAGAUAUAUAGAAAGAGAAAGACGAAGAGAAAAAGAAAGAUAUAUAGAAAGAGAAAGACGAAGAGAAAGAGAGGGAAUUAUAGAAAGAGAAAGACUAAGAGAAAAAGAAAAAGAAAGAGAACAGGAGAGAAUAAAUCUGGAAAGAUUAAAGAAAGAAUCAAGAAUUAAAGAGAAAGAGAGGUUAAAAGAAGAAGAAAGAUUAAAGGAAGAAGCAAGAUUAAAGGAAGAAGCAAGAAUAAAAGAGGAAGAGAGAUUAGAGCAGGAAGAAAAAUUAAAGGAAGAAGCUAAAAUUAAAGAGCAAGAGAGAUUAAAGGAAGAGGCAAGAAUGAAAGAAGAAGAGAGAUUAAAGGAAGAGGCAAGAAUGAAAGAAGAAGAGAGAUUAAAAGAAGAGGCAAGAAUAAAAGAAGAAGAGAGGUUAAAAGAAAUGGCAAGAAUGAGAGAAGAAAAGAAAUUAAAGGAAGAAGCAAGAAUUAAAGAGCAAGAGAGAUUAAAAGAAGAGGAAAGAAUAAAAGAGGAAGGGAGAUUAAAGGAGGAAUCACGAAUUAAAGAGCAAGAGAGAUUAAAAGAAGAGGAAAGAAUAAAAGAGGAAGUGAGUUUAAAUGAGGAAGACAAAUUAAGAGAAGAGAAGAGAUUAAAGGAAGAGGCAAGAAUAAAAGAAGAAGAAAGAUUAAAGGAGGAAGAAAAAUUAAGAGAAGAGAAGAUAUUUAAGGAAGAGACGAGAAUAAAAGAAGAAGAGACAUUACACAAGGAAGAGAUAUUAAAGGAAGAGGGGGAUUUAAAAGAAGAAGAAAAGUUAAAGGAAGAAGAAAGAUUAAAAGAAGAGAGAUUAAAAGAAGAAGAAAGAUUAAUGGAAAUUAAAAUGGAAAAACAAAGAGAAAUAUUAAAAAUAAUAUUGAGAAAUAAAAUAAAAAAAAGGGAACAGGAGAGAGAAAUGGAAAUACAACAAAAAAGAAAAAAACGCAUAGAGAAAAAUAAAAUAAUCCAAAAUUUUAUAGAAAUAAACAACAGUAAUAAUAUAUGUCAUAAUAAUAUAUAUCAUAAUAAUAUAUGUCAUAAUAAUAUAUGUAGUAAUAAUAUAUAUCAUAAUAAUAUAUGUAAUAAUAAUAUAUAUCAUAAUAAUAUAUAUUAUAAUAAAUAUAAAUAUGAUAAUAUACAAAAUUUUAAUAGAAAUAUAACUUUAUAUGAAAACAAAACGAAUAUAUCUUUACAUAUAAAAGAUCAAAAUUUAAAAAGAGAAAGCGAAAUCAAUAAUACAUAUUAUUUAUUAAAUAAUGUAGGAUAUAUAAAAGCAAAUACAUAUGAUAUGCCUAAAAAAAAUAUCCACAACAAUUUAUGUGAUAAUAAAAAUAAUAAAGAACUUGUGGGAUCAGAAUGUAAUUUAAGCACGAAUAAUAAUAAAGAUAGACAUUUAAAUAAUUGUAACACAUCUAAUGAUAUAUAUAAAAAUUAUUCUCCUAACAAAGAUACAGAUAUUUUAAGAGAGAAAAAUGUUUUUAUAAAAAAUAAUUUACAAGAAGAAAAAGAAGAUAAGUUGAAUAAAAAGAGUGAAGACUUAAAGGUUCAAGAAAAUUCUAAUAAUACAAAAGAGACCAAUUCCAUAAAUGAUUUUAACGAUUUAAAAAAGAAUGAAGAGAAAAAUAAAAAUAAUAUUGGAACAAGCAUACAAAACAUAUCAGAUGAUAUAUGUAAUAAUAAAUGUAAUGAUAAGCUCAAUAAAGAAAAAAACAAUGAUAAAUCCUUAUUAAAAGUAGAUAAGAUUGAUUAUAAAGAAAUAAAGUGUUGUAAUACAAAUAAUGAUAAUCUGAAAAAUGGAAAUGUGAACAACACUUCUGAUUAUAAAUAUAAUAAGGAUAUAAAAAAUAAGGAUCCCAAAGAAAAUAAUUAUGUAAAUGUAUCACUAUAUAAUCAUGAUAAAUAUAAACAAAAUAAUAACAAUAAUAAUAACAAUAAUAAUAAUAACAAUAAUAUUAAUAACAAUAAUAAUAAUAAUAAUAAUGCACAAUUUAUUCAUAAGAACACAUCAACUAAUGAAAAUUUACUUGCAUUUAAAAAACAACAACAAUUCAAACAACAUACAGAUAUUUUAAAUAAUAAUAUUAAGAAAGAAAAUGUAAAUGGUAUAUAUAAAGAAUUUAAUGUCAAUGGAAAUAUUAAAAAUAUGAUGUAUGAAAACAAUUAUAAUCAAGGAAUAAAUAGAAAAAGGAAUUUAUAUUCAACAUUUUAUAAAUCAAUAACAGAUACAGAAUGGAAUCAAAAUAAAAAUGCAAUUAAUAUAAAUAAUAAAAAUACAAUUAAUGUAAAUAAUAAAAAUACAAUUAAUGUAAAUAAUAAAAAUACAGUUAAUAUAAAUAAUAAAAAUAGUAGUAUAAAAGACACGUCAACCAUUUGUAGAAGUGAUAACUUUAUAAAUUCAUUAAAUCAUAACAAGGAAAAUAAUAUUACUAGCCAAAAUAAUAACUAUGGUGUUCAUAUAUAUAAUACAUUAGAUAAAGAUACAAAAUAUAAAGACACUAAAAAGGAUAUAAUACAUAAUACUAUGAUGGAUAAUAAUAAAUAUGUCGCGAGAUAUAACACAAUUAACAAAUAUAAUAACAGUUAUAUAACAAAUAGAACUUAUAAUAAUUAUAUUAAUAAUAAUAAUAAUUAUUAUUAUUAUAAUACACAUCAAAAAUAUAAUCUUUAUAAUUAUGCACAUUAUGAUCAGCUUAAUUUAAAAAGAAGAAAAACAUAUGCUAAUGACAAUAAGCAAAUGUGA
Molecule: messenger RNA, 6831 nt
Organism: Plasmodium adleri (nom. inval.)
Lineage: Eukaryota; Apicomplexa; Aconoidasida; Haemosporida; Plasmodiidae
Product: conserved Plasmodium protein, unknown function
Exons: 2
Coding region: 1-6831 (2276 amino acids)
Source: RefSeq, a predicted model, not a curated record